Messenger RNA from Salvelinus namaycush (lake trout), 1842 nucleotides. RefSeq names its product zinc finger protein Gfi-1-like. The record is from RefSeq and is a predicted model, not a curated record. Gene Ontology annotation, cellular component: nucleus. NCBI's taxonomy places the organism in Eukaryota, Metazoa, Chordata, Actinopteri, Salmoniformes, Salmonidae. The transcript has 6 exons. Bases 94 to 1299 code for a protein of 401 amino acids.
CAGCAGCACCGCAUCCCAGGAACAGAGGAGCAGAUUGCUGUUGGAUCGCCAGUGAUUUUGGAUAUUAGCAAAGGUCGAACAAGGAGAGUGAAAAUGCCUCGGUCCUUCUUGGUGAAAAGUAAAAGGGCGCACAGCUACCACAAGCCCCGCUCCUUAGAAGAUGACUACAAUCGACUGGAUACUAUCUUAGCUCAUAUAUGUGCAGAGAAUAGUACGAUUCCAGAGGACUUGGAUGCCUUGACUGGCGGCGAUGCCAUCGCCGGGCUCUACCCGGACUCUCACCUGGCUGACACGGCUGAUUUCUCCAAGUCCCCGCUCAGCUGUGGGGACAGUGUGUGCGGUCCAGUCUCGGAUUAUGAAGACUUCUGGCGGCCUCCGUCGCCCUCAGCAUCACCAGUAGAUUCUGAUAAAUCCCUGUCUCCCUCCGUGGACGAGACACAACCCUUUGCUGUUCCAUUCCGGCCCUAUGCGUGGAACAGUUACUCUGGUUCUGACAUUCGGCACCUGGUCCAGCAAAGUCUCCACCAUCAGCACCACCAUCCCAUGGACCUGGACCGGAGCCCGGCUCUGGGUUACCAUGGUGACCGGGCCAUCGAACCGACCCUCUUCGAGGGAAACACUGGACCUGAAAAUUACAGUGAUUACAGGGCCGCUGCCUGUUUGUUCGAUAGAGCCACCGCCCCCGGGGUUGGGUUGUACUCGGAAGGGAACCUGCAGGGGAAAAGCUCAGAAAUCAAGGCGGAGUCUGACCUUCUCUGCUCACGGCUAAUUCUGAAUGGUGCCUACAAGUGCAUCAAAUGCAGCAAGGUGUUUUCGACUCCCCAUGGGUUGGAGGUUCACGUUCGCAGAUCACACAGUGGCACGAGGCCCUAUGGUUGUGAUAUAUGUGGCAAAACCUUCGGACAUGCUGUCAGCCUCGAGCAACAUAAAGUUGUGCACUCUCAGGAAAGAAGUUUUGAUUGCAAAAUCUGUGGUAAAAGCUUCAAAAGGUCGUCGACUCUCUCCACGCACCUCCUCAUCCACUCUGAUACACGGCCUUACCCAUGCCAGUAUUGCGGGAAGAGGUUCCACCAGAAAUCAGACAUGAAGAAACACACAUUCAUCCACACAGGUGAGAAGCCGCACAAAUGCCAGGUGUGUGGGAAAGCGUUCAGCCAGAGCUCCAACCUCAUAACGCACAGCCGGAAACACACGGGCUUCAAACCGUUCGGAUGCGACCUCUGCGGCAAGGGAUUCCAGAGAAAAGUCGACUUAAGAAGGCACAAAGAAACCCAGCAUGGACUAAAAGCCUUAAACUAAAAUCAAAUAAUGGACACCAAACACUAUUCAACAAACCACUUUUUUGGAAACCAGAAAUAAGCUAGUUAUCCAUUCCUCAAACAUGUUAGACUAUGACAUACUGGUGGAGUAUUGUAGAGGCUUUUGUGCAGUAUAGGUUAAGACAAAACCGGUUUGAACCAGGGAGGGACAUUAUCUGAACCCAAAAUAUUAGUACAAAAUAACCGGAUAGGCAAUAUAACCACCAAGAAAGCGCAAAAACAAAAACAACAGACGAACAAUUUCCAACGGACAGUUGGGAAAACAGCCCUUGUCUAAAGAAUGUCACUUUGUUUUCAGUUGGACGCCAUGGAUGCUGGCACAACAGUCACUACAACAAGGCUAUGUGAUUUAAUAAACAAAAGGGUUGUGCUUUUAUUUUAUAAACCAGAAAUGUUUUCAUUUUUUCAUUUUCGUUCUUCCAAUUCAAAUUGCACAUUUGUAUUUUAUAUCAACCAGACUGUAUAUCCAGAUGUCGUUUACUAUAAUGCCUAACCUUAUUUAUUGAUCAGAUUAUCAUUUGAA